Bipolaris zeicola 26-R-13 is the source of this 1422-nucleotide messenger RNA. RefSeq lists its product as uncharacterized. Gene Ontology annotation, molecular function: oxidoreductase activity. The record is from RefSeq and is a predicted model, not a curated record. The transcript has a single exon. NCBI's taxonomy places the organism in Eukaryota, Fungi, Ascomycota, Dothideomycetes, Pleosporales, Pleosporaceae. The coding region runs from base 1 to 1422 and encodes 473 amino acids.
AUGGCCAGCCAUAAAUACUCCAAGGCUACGGCAGAGGACAUUCGAACCGUUGGAAAUUAUUCUUUUUACUGGACAAAGGAACACGUUUCUAAGGAAAAAACUGACCCCCUUCGCUUCGAGCACGAUGAGCUGAGUGCCACCACUGUCAACAUCAUCCAAAAGAUCCACCAGCGCGAGCAGGAAGCCCGCAAGCAACGGGGGGAACCGACAGAAAGACUCGACAUGUUCGCGACACUCAAAGCCAACCGGCAUCAUGAUGAGACACUCGGGGAAUUCUGGAAACAGGUCAACACAGUGCCCGAUUGGGUCAACUGGGAGCAAGUUGAACGCGGGCAGCGCUUUUUCUAUCGUUACGCAUUAGGGAACAUCAUUGGCUUCGCGCUCCAGGGAUUUGUUGGCGAGAAUUCGGCUUCAACAAGUGUGGUUGAGGUGUUGCUGCGAACAGGCGGCUUCAGUACGCGAUCGUUACGGAGGCGGCUAUUGGAGACGUUCCAGCUCGUGCUCGAGGUGACACAUUCAUUGGACUUUAUUAAACCCGGGGGUAAAGGUCACGAGACUACCAUACGUGUGCGUUUGUUGCACGCGAUGGUCCAACAACGUAUGCUACGUGUGGCUGAGGUCAAAGGUCCCUCUUACUAUGACACCAGCAUCCACGGUCCACCCAUGAACACGCUUGACUCGAUCCAUGCCCUCGCCACUUUCAGUUGUAACCACGCUUGGCAGCAGUUACCUCAUAUGGGCAUCUGCCCACCUCAACAAGAGGUCGACGACUACAUUGCGCUUUGGAGAUAUGUCGGUCACGUCAUCGGCACCCCAACCGACUUCUUUGCAACAACAUCUCAAGCCAAGGCUAUCAUGGAGUCUCUGAGCUAUAACGAGCUACACAUUACGCCAUCAUCACUCGUCGUUGGACACAACUUCGUUGAGGCCCUCAAAGACCUUCCACCCGUCAACAUAUCAGCUGGCUUUAUCGAAGCCGGCAGCCGCCGCCUCAACGGAGAUGAUAUCUGUGAUCAGCUGGGCAUGGGCCGCCCAGGCUGGUAUCCUUACGCUUGUUUCAAAGGUCACUGCUGGCUUGUAGUUGCCCUUGCGACUGCCCAGCGCUGUAUUCCAUCGUUUGAGGCUUGGUCUAUCCAGUUUUGCCGCGAGGUCUUGCAUAACGCCAUUAUCCACUCCAAGUAUGGCCUCAAGGGUGGCUCUUUGCUCGAUUUCAAGUACGUUCCGAAUGGUCAAAUCACAGGGUGUGAGAAGAACGAUCGCCUCGAUGGUGAUCAGAUGUGGUUUUAUGAACGCCCACUUGAGCUACUCUACUUUAUCAUUUUCUGUGGUGGAUGUCUCUCCAUGAUUGGCAGCGCAAUCACCGCGGCCUGGCUUUUGCGGGGGUUUUUGCCCUAUAGUGUGGCUCUUCUCGGCAUGAAAUAA